GUUGGCGCACGGAUACUGCCCUGGGCGCACUGAUACUCGGCGGUGAAGAGACGCAGGCCCACGACCAGUAGACAAUCCUUUCCUGCAGCGUUGAUCAACAAGUUGUGCAUAUACUUCCGAGCACACGGCGAGGUAGAGAGGAGCCGGAUGGGAAGGACAGGCUCUGAGAAGGUUGAAUAAGUUUUGUAAAGAAGAGUAGCUAAUGAUAAAAUAUCCAUUGAAGAUACUGGAAAAUAAUUGUGGGUCAUCUGUGAAACAAGCCUGAUGGAUAAAAGAGACCAAACUGAUACACUGGUCAUUGUUAACCUCAUUACUUUAGUGAUGUGAUGAAGACUUUAUGCUGCUGUGAUGGAUUGGCUCUGCCAGAAGACACACCAUUAAAAGUCAGGCUGCAGACAACCUAGUCAGAAGGAGGAAACAGACCUCCAGUGCCUCCUGCCCUCCCCUCCUUUGCUCUCAGGCACAGCUCCACAUGGCUGUGGCUGAAGUCCUGGUGCAUGUGAGAAUCACUCUCCUGACACUCUGGCUGGGAGUGUUUCCCUUCAUUUCUGGAUGGCCCCAGAAGGGGCACUCUCAAUAUCACAGCCACCCAGAAGUGGUAAUACCCUUGAGGAUAACUGGCACUGGGAAAGGUAUGAAGACUCCAGGCUGGCUCUCCUAUAGCCUGCACUUUGGGGGCCAGAGACACAUUAUCCACAUGAAGGUGAAAAGGUUUUUAGUGUCCAGACACUUCCCUGUGUUCACCUACACAGACCAGGGAGCCCUCCAGGAGGAUCAGCCUUAUGUCCAGAGUGACUGCUACUAUCACGGCUAUGUGGAAGGAGAGCCAGAGUCCAUUGUUGCUCUUAGCUCCUGUUUCGGGGGCUUUCAAGGAAUGCUACAGAUAAGUGACAUUGUAUAUGAAAUGAAGCCCAAAAGAUUUUCUGCCACACAUGAGCAUCUGAUUUAUAGACUACAUUACAAUGAGACAGAAUUGCCAUCCAUGAAAUGUGGGUUAACAGAAGAACAGAUAGCACAGCAACUGGUGUUUCACGAGACUAAUAAUGUCCCUCUCAAGCAAAGUAACUAUGAGGGCUGGUGGACCUACAAACGGGCUGUAGAAUUUUUUGUGGCUGUAGACCAUCAACGAUUCAUUUACCAGAACAGGAAUGCCUCAGUUGUGUUACAAGAAGUAUUCAUUAUUGUGAAUGAAAUUGAUGGCCUUUAUGCUGCAAUAGAGGUUGAUUUCAUUUUAUGUGCACUGGCAAUUUGGACUGAAAGAAACCCCAUAAGAUCAGAAAACCCAGAAAGAUUGGUGGACUUAUUUUGCGAAUGGAAGUCAAUAUCUGUUAAUCGACGAAUAACAAACGAUGUUGGACAUCUUUUUAUAAGGCAGUCAUUUGGUAGUAAGUUUGGCGCAGCAACUCUUUUUGGAAUGUGCUAUUCCAAUUUAAACUGUGGGGUUGACAGUUUUAUGUUAGAUGAGCAGUAUUUUAGAUUUGCACAUUCCGUGUCACAUGAGAUUGGUCAUAAUUUUGGUAUGAGACAUGAUGGUGCAGACUGUACAUGUGGGAAGAGCCACUGUCUGAUGUCUGAAGGAGAAAGUUUUGCAAGGUCAUUUAGCAACUGCAGUUAUGCUGCUUUUCAGGCAGUGCUAUAUGGAUCGACCUGUCUGUACAAUGCACCAAGUCUCCUGAAAGACAUCUGUGGGAAUGGCAUACCUGAAACAGGAGAGCAGUGUGACUGUGGAACCUUUCAAAUGUGUACAAAUGAUCCCUGUUGUCAGACAAACUGUACUCUGACACCUGGGGCUGUUUGUGGUUUUGGGCUUUGUUGCAAGGAUUGCCAGUUCAGGGCAUCAGGUGAAUUGUGUAGAGAAAAAGAAAACGAAUGUGAUCUUCCAGAGUGGUGCAAUGGAGAACAGCAUGAGUGUCCAGAAGAUGUGUUUAUGCAGCAUGGCUACAACUGCUCAGUGACUGGGGUCUGCUUCAACAAGACAUGUCAUGUCCGUAAUGAACAGUGUAGGCAAGUUUUUGGCAUGGAAGCUAAGGAUGCAGAUGAGGCAUGCUACAGAGCAGUGAAUACGUUGGGUGACCGUUUUGGUAACUGUGGUAAUGACAGCAAAAAAUAUACAGCAUGUAAUAGUUCAGAUAUUCUGUGUGGAAGAAUUCAGUGUGAGAAUGUGAAAGACGUACCCGACUUGGCAGACCACACUACCGUGGUUUUGAGCCAUGUCGGUAACCAUGACUGCUGGGGCACUGAAUUCCAUUUUGGGAUGACUGGUUCUGACAUUGGUGUUGUGAAAGAUGGCACAGAGUGUGGUGACAAAAGCAUCUGUAUGCACAGGAGGUGUGUCCCUGUCGGUAAACAACGUUGUUCAGCAAAAGGGCAGUGCAAUGAUAAGGGGGUGUGUAACAACAAGCAACACUGCCACUGUGACUCUAAGUGGGCCCCACCCUACUGCGAAGAAAAAGGCAAUGGAGGUAGUUCUGAUAGUGGCCCUCCCCCUCCAAGAGUAAAGGAAGAAUCACCUACAAGAGGGAACAAUCUGACACUACUGUUUUUGAUUCCUCUUUUGCUUUUGCUUCUUUUGCUUGGUUUGAUAAUUUUUCUUUCCACUAAGAGAAAAGCUUCUGAGAGAGAAGAGAAGAAGAAUGAGGCACCAUCUCAGAAAGCACAAGAUGCUGAGGCUCCGCCUCAGGAAACGGAUACUAAGGCUACCUAAAUAAAACUAGAAUGUACAACAUCUACCUAAGGUAGAUUAGAAAAAUUCACAGUUCCUGAAGAUAACGCCAAUCCCAUUGGGAUUUCCCUGAUAUUAACUUUUGGUGUCCUGGUGGUGAAAAUGGCAUUGCAUGUGUCAGAGAAGACUUAAACCAAGUCUAAGAAUCCAUUAUGUCACAUUAUGUCACAUUCAUAAACAAAAGCUAAUAAAAAAGGAUUAAAUCAAAA
This is a messenger RNA of Oryctolagus cuniculus (rabbit), 2931 nucleotides long. Its product is annotated as disintegrin and metalloproteinase domain-containing protein 25. Gene Ontology annotation, molecular function: metalloendopeptidase activity. NCBI's taxonomy places the organism in Eukaryota, Metazoa, Chordata, Mammalia, Lagomorpha, Leporidae. The record is from RefSeq and is a predicted model, not a curated record. Gene Ontology annotation, biological process: male gonad development; proteolysis. Gene Ontology annotation, cellular component: external side of plasma membrane; plasma membrane; sperm head plasma membrane.